UACGUAAUGAUGUUGGUUUAAUAAUAUAGACCUAGAUAAGUCUGCAGUCCUCGCCGUCAGUGUACGCAGUGUUCAACUUAAUCAGUGCGUGGCAAGACGGCAUGGACUCUGCUGACAACGGCGCCUGCAAUUUCUUGAGAGCUGGGGCAGUCAAGGAAGCCACACCGGCCCACGCCCACAGCCAUGACCACUCACAUGACCACAGCCACACACAUGACCAUGGACAUACACACGAGGCUAUGGAGAACCCAGGGUCCUUCACUGGCAGACCCAGGCCAAUACUACGCAAGGAUUUUAAGAAGAGGGCAUUCACCGUGGGUAUUGGAGGUCCUGUGGGUUCAGGGAAGACGGCUCUAGUUCUGGCUCUCUGCAGACAUCUACGGGACAGACAUGGUGUGUGUGUAGUCACAAAUGAUAUAUUUACCAGGGAAGACUGGGAGUUUUUGGUCCGUAACAAAGCAUUACCAGAGGAGAGGAUGCGAGCUGUGGAGACGGGAGGCUGUCCCCAUGCUGCCAUCAGAGAGGAUUACUCUCUGAACCUGGAAGAAGUGAUAGAUCUGACCAAGCAGUUCAGCCCUGAGCUGGUCAUUAUAGAGUCUGGUGGGGAUAAUUUAGCCGCUAACUUCAGCCGAGAGCUGGCUGAUUACAUCAUAUACGUCAUAGAUGUUGCAGGAGGAGAUAAGAUCCCGAGGAAGGGAGGUCCAGGCAUCACUGAGAGUGAUCUCCUGGUCAUUAACAAAACUGACCUGGCCGAAGCUGUUGGGGCUGACCUGAAGGUGAUGGAGAGAGAUGCCUCCAUGAUGAGACAGACAGGUCCAACUCUUUUUACUCAGGCUAAACACCUGGUUGGCGUUCCUGAAGUGGCAGAACAUAUCAUGACUGCACUGAGAGAGACCACAGCUAGCUGAUACUGUGAACAGGCACUGCAGGCUGAGAGCACACAGCCUUUGUAUGCUGGUGCUGAAUGUUAGAGUUCUGCCUGUGAAACUGGUGCACACAUGCAUGCAUGUACAUGCACGCACACACACAAACACACACACACACACACACACACCAUUUGCCAACAAAUCCUUUUACCUUAUCUUCCUUUUCAGCAUCUUGUUGACAUUCUCUAUUUUCAGUUUUACUCUGAAAAUAUUGUGAUAACUGUUCUGCAUUUUCAGUCAAUUGCUCAUCAUGAUAGUUUUAUAUUCCAAAUAUGAUGUGUUAUUGAAAUUCAGCAUUCAGUUAGCAUUGAACAUAAACAGCAAGUCAUUUAUCAAGAGUUUCUGUGCACUGCUACUGUAUAUUUAUAAACAGUCAUCAUUCUAGUUUCUGUAUUAAAGAUAAGUUAAUUUACUAUAGAAAUAAGUAAAGUGUAAAUUUGUCUGUUCCCAGGCACAUCCCAAUCCUAACAACAAACUCUACAAUCUACUCUUACACUUUGUCUUUGCUCUGUCUUUAUAACCAGUAGAUUAAUCCAGGCACCGGUCCUGCGAUAUCUUAACAUAUUAUUAAAUAUUGGGGUUUGUGUAAGAGAUGAACCACUGUUGUAGUAUGUUUUGAUGCAAACUUGAUGGUUAUUAAGAUAUAGACCAUCUAUUAUUAAAACACAUGAAGUUCUACAUGUUCCUGAUUGCCCAGAAUAGCAGUGUGCUAAUAGAAAUCUCAACUGUUGGUGUUUUCAACCUCUGCUGGGAGAUAGAAGAUCAAGCUGAAGUCAAGUGUAGAGCAUUUUAUUUAUAUAACGUGAGCAGACAAAUCUGUAAUUAAUUCAAAGGUAACUUUCAAAAAAGAUUCAAAGCCUUAACCAUUCUUGUUGGUUUUAAUGAUUGUAAAAAAUGGAAAUGCGUUAUGUGCUAAUUGUGAAUUGAAAUGUUUAAAUCUGAAAGCCACCAGAACAUCUGAACUGUAA
Messenger RNA from Lingula anatina, 1894 nucleotides. RefSeq lists its product as uncharacterized. The record is from RefSeq and is a predicted model, not a curated record. Gene Ontology annotation, molecular function: GTPase activity; nickel cation binding. Lineage: Eukaryota; Metazoa; Brachiopoda; Lingulata; Lingulida; Lingulidae. Gene Ontology annotation, biological process: urea catabolic process.